AUGAUCACGUCGAUAGACAAGAAUAACGUAUCACUAGGUGGAAUUGAAGUUCGCAAUUAUCAACAGAUCGAAAGCACCCAAGUGUGUCAGAUAUGUCAACUCGUGUUGCUGCAUCCUUGCCAACUCCUGUGUUGUGGUGUUCGGCUCUGUCGAUGGUGCUCCAAAAAAGGACUUUCUAACAAUCAGCCAUUCGUCUGCCCGUUUUGCCACGCACAACAAAUGAAGAAACAGAAUCAAGCUGAUCGUGGUGUAGCACGAGAAUUGAAUACAGUCUUGGUUGACUGUUAUGUAUGCGACUGGAAUGGAAUGUAUCGGGACUACCUUGAACAUUUGAGAAUGGAGCAUCCAGUGUUGAAAUGUGAAGAUUGUGAAGAAUGUUUUGUGGCGAAGAACUCAUUGGAAGAACAUCGAGAAGAACAAUGUGAAUAUCGAAGUGUAAGCUGUGAUUUGCUUGGUUGUGGCGAAGUGGUUUUAUGGUCUAAUGCAAAAGCACACUACUCAUCUAUGAAACAUCAACAUAUUCUACUAGAAUUUUUUAGGCAAUCUUUAAGUUCUAAAUACACGUCAAGUCAGAUUAAACAUGAACAACUAGUCGAAUUUCAAGAACUUGUAAAUACUCUUGUUCCAAUUAUCGAAAUGUUAGCAGGUGAUUGGACACGAUUAAAAUUGGAACAUGAUGAAUCGAAAAACAAAACCGAGCAAUUGUGCUCCGAAUCACAAGCAAUAGUAAAAAUGAGCAAUGAUACAGAUGAAAGUCUUAGAAGUCUCGUACAGCUGGAAGAGAGCACUUCAAAGAAUUUAGUCAAUACAAAAAAAUCCUCUUCAUGCUUUCAAACUUUUCUGCUGGAUAACGGUGGAAUGAUUAUUUUUCCAUUUACUUUACAACCAGAUAGUAUUAAUUCAUCAUUUUUUCUCGCUUCACCAAUCUUCAACACAGCACCUUUCGGUUAUUCGUUUGUUCUCAACGCGUUUUCAACAAUCAAUGAAGAAAAUCACAAUGAACGGUAUUUAUCGGUUUCCAUUGAGCUACUUUGCUCAGAAUAUGAUGCCAUUCUACCCUUUCCAUUUACUUACAAUCUAUUUUUGUCUCUGCUUGAUCAAUCUGGACAAAGAAAGCAUCAAUCGGUAAUGCUAUCAUCAUCGGAUUGUGAAGUGCUGAUUCGACCAACUAGUGAAAAGAAUUCUACGAUAAAUCUCAUAAAAUUUUGCCCCUUAAGUUAUUUGACAGCAGAAAGUAGCAUUUAUUUCAGAGAGAACAGAUUUUAUUUGCAGUUUUUUGUGGACUUUCUUAAUGCGCGAUCAUUCCCUUUUGGUUGA
Molecule: messenger RNA, 1317 nt
Organism: Adineta ricciae
Lineage: Eukaryota; Metazoa; Rotifera; Eurotatoria; Adinetida; Adinetidae
Source: the annotation of a GenBank genome assembly